Messenger RNA from Hipposideros armiger (great roundleaf bat), 4783 nucleotides. RefSeq names its product 1-acylglycerol-3-phosphate O-acyltransferase 5 (gene AGPAT5). The coding region runs from base 1433 to 2530 and encodes 365 amino acids. The transcript has 8 exons. Gene Ontology annotation, molecular function: acyltransferase activity. The record is from RefSeq and is a predicted model, not a curated record. Gene Ontology annotation, cellular component: mitochondrion; endomembrane system; endoplasmic reticulum. Gene Ontology annotation, biological process: phosphatidylinositol acyl-chain remodeling. Lineage: Eukaryota; Metazoa; Chordata; Mammalia; Chiroptera; Hipposideridae.
UCCCCAGCGCUGUUCCCAUCCCCCAAUUCCCCAAUAAAAAUCUUUAAAAUAAAGCAUUUGGCAUUCUUUUCAGGUGCAACGCUCUCGGAAAAGUGCUACACGGUAAACCACAUUUCAGUAGAAGGGUCCAGAAAGCCUCUGGAUCUGUUUUUACAUCAAUAAAACAGCGGCCCUGCCUGCCGGCCUGGAGUUCUGUGAGGGUCACGAAGUCCGCCAGCGCCUUAUGUCGCCCACAUGUACAUGCGAAGUACUUCACGUUCUACCCUGGAAAAUGAGGCUCCUUAUAAACCACCAGAAGCGAGUCAAAGAGCCAGGCGCCGGGGAAGGGAAGCAAGAAGGAAUUUGGAAAUGCCUAAUAAAGUUAACAGUGUGGAAAGCGCCUUGUAGGAGGGAGAGCUGCCCGGGAGGAACGAAGGGGCCUAACUCUGGGCCACCCACGCGGCGAGCGACGGGCAGGAAGCGUCGUGGACGCCGGCUGGGGGCCGGGACGAGGCAGGCAGGUGAAGGGGUGGGGCGGCCUUGACCCGGAAGGCGGCCAUCCCGCUCGGCCUGGCCUUGGGCGGACGACAGCGCUGGUCUCAGCCUGUUCUAACUGCUCCGAUCAGGAAGCGGGACAAACGCCCGUCGGGCGCACGAGUCCUCUCAGCCGCGGACGGCACCUCCGCAGAACGUGCAGCAGCGCGCGGAAGGGGACGUCUCCGCUUAAUGCGCAUCUCCGGGCCAGGGGCCCACAGAGUGUGCAAGCUGGAGGGGGGCGUGCCUCAAGCCAACCCGUGCCAGAGCCCGACGAGGGGGCAGACGGCUGGCGGCGCUCUCCUCCAAGCGGCACCCACCUUCACCUGGCUUAGCACCCUACUCUCCACUUCUUUUCCCGCGUCCACACCAGGGCUGAACUUCGGAGCAUGCGCAGAAGGCAAAGACAGGCGUCCGCGCGUCCCGACAGCAGUUGCGCCUCAACCGUAGUCGCACUCGACCCAUCAGGGGACGUAUUAUUGGCGAGGGGGCCCCGCCCCCGAAGAGGAAACUAUGGAAACGAGCGGCCAAUCGGAAGGCGUGUUGUUGAUGUGGAGCCCCGCCCCCGACAGGGGCAGAGAGUGACGGGCGAGGGUCAUGGGGUGUGAGCGCUCCUGAACUCCCGAGCCCCCAAGGGCCGCGGCGUCCGCUUUCCCCGAGGCCGCUAGCAGCGCUCGGGACCCCGCGCUCGUCAGCCCGCCCGCCCACUCACCCUUCGGCGUCGGCGCGGCCCAUGCUGCUGGGGGCGGAAGCCGGAGCGGGCGUCUCAGGUGCGGCCGGCGGCCCGGGGAGGUGAGGGGGCGGCGGCAGGGCCGGGCCUGGCGCGGCGAUUGGCCGCCGGCCGAGGGCCGCGGGGCGGCCGGGAGGCGGCCCGGGUGGGGAGGAGCCGGCCGGACCCUCCGCGCGCCUCGUGGGGAAGAUGCUGCUGUCCCUGGUGCUCCACAUGUACUCCAUGCGCUGCGUGGUGCCGGCCGCGGUGCUGCUGGGCACGGCCCCCACCUACGUGCUGGCCUGGGGGGCCUGGCGGCUGCUCUCCGCCUUCCUGCCCUCCCGCUUCUACCAGGCGGUGGACGACCGGCUCUACUGCAUCUAUCAGAGCAUGGUGCUCUUCUUCUUCGAGAACUACACCGGGGUGCAGGUAUUGCUCUAUGGAGAUUUGCCAAAAAAUAAAGAAAAUAUAAUAUAUUUAGCAAAUCAUCAAAGCACAGUCGACUGGAUUAUCGCUGACAUUUUGGCCAUCCGGCAGAACGCCCUGGGGCAUGUGCGCUACGUGCUGAAAGACGGGCUCAAAUGGCUUCCACUCUACGGGUGUUACUUUUCUCAGCAUGGAGGAAUCUAUGUAAAAAGAAGUGCCAGAUUUAAUGAGAAGGAAAUGAGACAGAAGCUGCAGAGGUACAUGAAUGCAGGAACUCCGAUGUAUCUUGUGAUUUUUCCAGAGGGAACAAGGUAUAAUCCAGAACUAACAAAAGUCAUUUCAUCUAGUCAAACAUUUGCUUCUCAAGAAGGCCUUGCAGUAUUAAAACAUGUGCUGACACCAAGAAUCAAGGCAACUCACGUUGCUUUUGAGUCUAUGAAGAAUUAUUUAGAUGCAAUUUAUGAUGUUACAGUGGCUUUUGAAGGGACUAUGGAUGAUAAAGGGCAGCGAAAAGAAGCACCAUCCAUGGUUGAAUUUCUCUGCAAAGAAUGUCCAAAAAUUCAUAUUCACAUUGAUCGUAUAGACAAAAAAGAUGUCCCAGAGGAACAAGUAUAUAUGAGAAGAUGGCUUCAUGAACGUUUUGAAAUAAAAGAUAAGUUGCUUAUAGAAUUCUAUGAUUCGCUGGAUCCAGAGAGAAGAAGCAAAUUUCCUGGGAAAAGUGUUCAUUCUAAACUAAGUCUCAAGAAAACUUUGCCGUCAUUACUGCUCCUCAGUGGCUUGACUGCUGGUAUGCUUGUGACCGAGGCUGGCAGGAAACUGUAUGUCAAAACGUGGCUCUAUGGGACCUUAAUCGGCUGCCUGUGGGUUAGUAUUAAAGCGUGAGCGGGCGCUGCCUGCGGGCAGUGGGGCGUGCUGCGCUCUGUGUUACGGCAGCUAGCUGCACAUGACGUCGCAUUGUUUCCUGAGUUUAAUAAGAAGUGUAAAUAAAGCCUUGUUGAUUGAACAGUGGAUAAAAUAGAGUUUCUGACAGGGCCACGUGCCGUUGGCCGUGGGCAAACACGUGCGUGUCACGACGUUAGCCGAACCGCUGGAAAGGGGCAGCGAAGCAGAGUGAUGCUGUCCAGGGCACUUUCUGUGAGCGAAUAAAGUCCCCUUCAGAAGAUUGCUAGGGCUGUAUAACUGGCGAUUGUUUUGUAACUCAGAUAGCUGCGUUCACGAACAUUAACUUGCAGUAUAUUUCACUGUAUUUGUUAUUUUCAAUUUUUUACAACUUGACCCAUCCGAAUUCUUAUCACUAAAGUAUUUUAGUAUCCUGCAGCUAUGUAAUAUUUUGCUUUUUGCCUAAUUUCUCCAAGUCAGUGAAAGAAAUGAUAAUAUGUAAGUAUUGAAAAGGACAGAAGGGAAGAGCAAAAAAUAUUCACGGGGCAGAAGCCGUGGGUAGAACCGGCUUUUAUUCUAUUGUAUUAUUAGCGGAUUUCACUUUAUGUUUGCAAAAGAAUUAACAUUUCUAAUAUUUAUUGAAACAGCUGAAUUUGCACACCCUGUACGCUAUACAAAGGAAUAAUGUAUAAAAGAUGAGAAUUCAAUUUAAGUUAAAAUUGUGACCCUGAUUCUGUAGCAGAACUUUGCCCGACAUUUUGAAAAUUUAAGCUAAGCUGUUAGAAUUCGCAACAUCUGUGCCAUAAGUACUUGAAAACCUUAAUGUUUCCAUUUUUCUUUAUUUAUAUCAAAAUAAUUGUGUGUACUUUUGUUGGACCUGAAUCCACAGAUGUUUGAGGUGACAGGAGCCUUCAGACAUCUGACUGGAUUUACCAGUAUCUGCCUUUUACCUGUUACUCUUGGGUUUAGCAAAAUAUUUAAUCCCAAAAUCAUGUUUUAUGUCGUCAUGGUUGAUUCUGACCAUACCCAAGUUCUUUUCCUCGGGAUUACCGGCCCUGGUGCUGCUCAGCAGACUGGCAGGCGGGAAGUGCGCAUCGCCAGCCUUGUGUGUCCUCGCAAAGGGGACCGUUUAGGCUGCUGUGAGUCAGCUUCACUGGCUGCCGGGAGAUGUGUUCUUCUGUCUCAUGUCAAGAAAUUCACCUUCCUCAAGCCAGGGAAACAUGGACUUAAUCCAUCGGGACUAAUUAGUUUAAUGUGGCCUCACAAUUACUCUAUAUCCCCUCAAUACAAGAGCUGUGUUUCAGGAAGCAAACCUCCCAGCUCUCUUAGUCAUGGAACAAUAGAGCCUGUGGAACAGGCCCCUUUUCACAGGGGGAUCUAUUUCAGUGUUGUCAUUUCAACCUGAUUGCCUCUAGUCCUUUAAGAUGAUACAUCUGCUUACUGCUGAUGAAUUUGUGUUGCAGAAUUGUAUCAGUGCCCCAGGGAAACACUCCAAUUCAAUCAGGAUAAGCAAAAUGAGAAUUAAGGGAAAUUUUGCCUGAUUCUCGAGAACCAGAGAGUAAGCUGUUGCAGACAGCACCUUUGAAGAGCUGGGUAGUAUGAAGUGGUUUGUCUGUGUCAGCAGGUACCUGUGUGCACACGUCCACACACACACAUUCCCACGGGAAGGCUGUUGGCCUAGUUGUGAGUUAAUUGGUGGGAUGUCGGUAACACUUUUGAAAAGUGGUCUUAUGCCAAAUUGCAAUUUUCUAUUACCGGUAAAGUGAAAUUUAGAGCCAUCCUAUGUAUUUGUUAAAUACAUUUUUUUUUAAUCCUAAAAUUAGAACCUAUUUCUAAUUAGAUCAAAAUAAAAGUAAGUUGUGCGACUUACUUUGAAUAUACUAGAUAUGCUCUAAAUUUCAAUUUUAAGAAGCAAAACCAUUAGAAUUAUGUUGAUUAUAACUGAUUUUAGGAAGGCAGAAUGAACUGCAUAAGAUCACUUAAACAUCAUGUUUCUUAUGACUAUACUUAUUUUCUUCUCACAAAAAGUCUAUAAAAUACUUGUUAGUUUAAAAAAAUUUGUAUCAAAAUAUUUGGAAAAUGAGAAGCUUCUUUUUAACAUGUAUUGACAAGACUUGAAUUAUUUUCUAAAAUUAAGAGCGCUGUAUCUCCCUGUAAAUCUUUUCACAUAAUAUCAUUUAAGCUUUUGUUUGUUAUUAUUAUUGUUGAUUUACAGCUUAGUCAUUGCUUAGUUUUUCUUUAUAAGAAUGCCAUCAA